AUUGAAAAACUAUCAAUUUGAAAAAGUCAAAAUGUCCCAUCUGUUUACUUAUUACUGUUGUAGUAAAACGUAUCCUUAUGUAAUAUUAGAUGUGUCUCAGUAACCGUAGCUACAAAUUAGUGUUUGAUAUUGUUUACAGUCAUUUUGAACAAGGAAAAGGAAAUAUUUUCAUGGCAUAUAAAUUAGGAAGGGAAAACAGUUUUAAUGCAAUACGCUUUGAAACUUGAAAAUGAAAACACUACUGUCGUUACUCGUCUUUUUAUUGUGUUUAUCGUGGACAACAUCAUUGCCAUCGUUACUGUCUGAUUAUUUGAAGAACUUGCCACAUUCUCCCCGACCGCACAGAAAAGAACUAAAUGUACAUCGCCCACCAGAAGAAGAAGGGACUGCGUUUGAAUCUGAUAUUAUUUUGUCACCGGAACAAGCUAAUGAAAUAGCUAAAGAGAUUCUGACAGGAAACAGGAAACGAAGACAGACAGUACAACAAGUUACCAAAAUUUGGCCAAAUGGUAUUAUAGUAUAUAGAUAUGACGAUCAAUGGCCUAAUAACCAACUUGGUACUCUAAUAAAAACUAACGUAGAAAAGGCCAUAAAAAUGUGGGAGGACACUACAUGCCUGAGAUUUAUUCGUCAGACACCAAACACACCAAUCGGUAUCCAUGGUGUCAACAUACUCUUUGGAAACAAAUGUCAAUCACAUAUAGGAAGGAGUGCAUAUGGAAUCCAAGACUUAGAAAUUGCCCCAUACUGUAAAGACAAGAUUGGCAGCUUGGCUCAUGAAUUUGGUCACGUGGCAGGGAUGUUUCACGAACAUUCCCGACCAGAUAGAGAUUCAAACAUCACAGUGUAUUUGGACAACGUCAAAACUGGAAAUGAACAAUUCUUUAACAAACAUGGGACGGACACUGAACGAACGAAUGAACCAUAUGACAUUGGAUCUGUUAUGCACUACGGCCCAUUGUUUUUUAGUAAAGAUGCCAACGCCAAUAAAUAUACUUUGCAACCACACGAUAGAAGACUAACGGCUGCAAUGGGACAAAGAGCACACUUGAGCUUUACAGAUAUAAAAACAAUCAAUGAUUUAUAUGAUUGCAAUAAAAACUGUCCAAGAGGUUUGCAAUGUAAACACGGUGGUUACAUUGGUCCAAACUGUGCUUGUACGUGUCCGUUGGGUUUAACUGGAAGAGAAUGUACACAGGUUGUACAUAGUUCGUCAGGAUGUGGAGGCGUUUUUACAGGUUCAUCGGGAAAAUUCUCGAGUCCUGGUUAUCCACAAAAAUACCCACUCUCAACAAGUUGCACAUGGCUGAUACAGGGCCGAGUAGGAUCUUCCAUCAGCUUAAAAUUUAUCUCAUUAGACAUCGAACAUGAUGUCAAUUGUUUUUAUGAUCACCUCGAAGUAAAAACUUAUGGACCAACUUUGGACGGACCGAGAUAUUGUGGUAACACCUCUCCAGGAGAGAUCAGAUACAAUGGAAAUGCAUUGGUUGUGAAGUUUGUCUCAGACCAACAGUAUACAAACUACGGAUUUGAAGCACAAUAUUUUAUUCAUUAAUACUUGUCAACAAAAUUUGACUUUUUGUCAUUUUGCACACACAUCAUGUACAUAUUUAUAAUAAAAAUAUUUUUUGUUGA
Messenger RNA from Mytilus trossulus (common blue mussel), 1635 nucleotides. RefSeq names its product protein SpAN-like. The record is from RefSeq and is a predicted model, not a curated record. The coding region runs from base 230 to 1555 and encodes 441 amino acids. Gene Ontology annotation, molecular function: metalloendopeptidase activity; zinc ion binding. NCBI's taxonomy places the organism in Eukaryota, Metazoa, Mollusca, Bivalvia, Mytilida, Mytilidae. Gene Ontology annotation, biological process: molting cycle, collagen and cuticulin-based cuticle; proteolysis. The transcript is spliced from 10 exons.